This is a messenger RNA of Populus trichocarpa (black cottonwood), 2165 nucleotides long. RefSeq names its product threonine dehydratase biosynthetic, chloroplastic. Gene Ontology annotation, biological process: L-threonine catabolic process. The transcript is spliced from 9 exons. Gene Ontology annotation, molecular function: threonine deaminase activity; pyridoxal phosphate binding. The record is from RefSeq and is a predicted model, not a curated record. Lineage: Eukaryota; Viridiplantae; Streptophyta; Magnoliopsida; Malpighiales; Salicaceae. Bases 53 to 1897 code for a protein of 614 amino acids.
UCUCCCUUCCAAUCCCCCCCCGCCCUUCUCUCAAACAAAAACACCAAAAGAAAUGGAGGCUCUCCGUCUACAGCCACCACAGGGACCACCACUCCUCCGCCCAAGCCGCUCCAGAUUGCCCUCACAAAUCCUCACUAGACCCCACUACAACCCCAACAAGUCAAUCAAGCCGUUCAUCAAUGCCACCCUAUCAAAACCCGCCGCGGAGAUCCCUCCAUUGUCAACUUCAUCAUCUACCUCCCACGACAAUCCCUUACGCUCCUCCAUGCUUUCUUCACCUCCAUAUCCCGCAAAGAAAGUCUCUGCAAAUUCUCUGCAAUACCCGUCCGGUUACUUGGGUGCCGUACCGGAACGUACUGUUAAUGAUGGCGAUAAUGAGAGUAUAAUAAAUGCAAUGGAGUAUUUGACGAAUAUACUGUCGUCAAAGGUGUAUGACGUUGCGAUUGAAUCUCCUUUGCAGCUGGCGCCUAAGCUCUCUGAGAGAUUAGGAGUCAAGGUUUGGCUCAAGAGAGAGGAUUUGCAGCCGGUCUUUUCAUUUAAGCUGCGUGGAGCUUACAAUAUGAUGGCAAAACUUCCAAAGGAACAGCUGCAAAGAGGAGUUAUCUGCUCAUCAGCUGGAAAUCAUGCCCAAGGUGUUGCAUUAGCCGCCAAAAGACUAGGUUGCGAUGCUGUGAUUGCAAUGCCUGUUACUACACCUGAAAUUAAGUGGCAAUCUGUUGAGAGGUUGGGUGCGACAGUUGUUCUAGUUGGGGAUUCUUAUGACGAAGCACAGACAUAUGCUAAAAAGAGGGCCAAAGAAGAGGAUCGGACAUUCAUACCUCCUUUUGAUCACCCAGAUGUUAUCAUGGGACAGGGAACUGUUGGGAUGGAAAUUGUACGUCAAAUGCAAGGUCCGUUGCAUGCAAUCUUUGUGCCUGUGGGUGGCGGCGGCUUAAUAGCUGGUAUUGCUGCAUAUGUAAAGAGGGUAAAUCCUGAGGUUAAGAUCAUUGGUGUGGAACCCUCUGAUGCAAAUGCUAUGGCAUUGUCUCUACAUCAUGGUCAGAGAGUGAUGCUGGAUCAGGUUGGAGGUUUUGCAGAUGGUGUGGCUGUUAAAGAGGUUGGAGAAGAAACUUUCCGCUUAUGCAAGGAAUUGGUAGAUGGUGUAGUUCUCGUGAGCCGUGACGCUAUUUGUGCGUCAAUAAAGGACAUGUUUGAGGAGAAAAGGAGCAUUCUAGAGCCAGCAGGUGCGCUUGCCCUUGCUGGGGCUGAAGCAUAUUGCAAGUAUUAUGGCGUCAAGGGUGCAAAUGUUGUGGCGAUAACAAGUGGGGCAAAUAUGAACUUUGAUAAACUGAGGGUUGUGACUGAACUUGCCAAUGUUGGUAGGCAACAAGAAGCUUUGCUUGCAACUGUUAUGCCAGAGGUGCCAGGGAGUUUUAAACAUUUUUGUGAACUGGUAGGGCCUAUGAAUAUCUCUGAGUUCAAAUAUAGAUCGAAUUCUGAAAAGGAUGCUGUUGUUCUAUACAGUGUUGGCCUUCACACAGCUUUUGAACUUGAAGCAAUGAAGAAGCGGAUGGAAUCUUCUCAACUAAGAACUUACAAUUUGACCGCAAGUGACUUGGUCAAAGAUCACUUGCGUUAUUUGAUUGGUGGCAAAUUAAAUGUUCCGGAUGAGGUUCUUUGUCGUUUUGUUUUCCCAGAAAGGCCUGGUGCGUUGAUGAAGUUUUUGGAUUCUUUCAGUCCACGCUGGAACAUUAGCUUGUUCCAUUACAGAGGGCAGGGUGAAACUGGUGCCAAUGUCCUGGUUGGCAUCCAGGUUCCACAGAGUGAGAUGGACGAAUUCUGUAGUCGUGCCAACAGCCUUGGAUAUGAUUAUGUUGUCGUAACUGAUGACAAUGACUUCCACCUUUUGAUGCAUUGAUUAGAAUCACGAAUUAUAUAUCUCAGCUGGGUUUAGCAAGGCUUGGUACUUGAGCAACAAACCUUUAAUAGGAGUGGACUGUGGAGGGAAAACAGACACCUCUCGGGCAUUAUCACAAGAGAAGAGGGAGAACUUGUACCAUUUGUGUUCUGUUUCGUGGUUAUUUCCCCAUAAUGUAAUUUAUGAUUACGUUUUCCUUGUUUCUUUCUUCUGUUUGAAAGGGAAACCGUAUGCUAUGCAAUGUGGAACUUGCAACAUGGUUCAAUAA